AGCGCAUUAAUAACUGUGCAUUGACUACAUAUAAAUAAAUAUAUUUCAUAUACAAUAUUAACUGUUUACAAUUUUAUUUAACGUGAUUUUUUUUUAUCACACAAAGUAAAUUGCCGAUCAUAAUUAAUGGAUAAGUAAAAUUCAUAGAAAGCAAAAUGUUCGGUCUCCUAAUUAAGCAAUGCAUGCGGACAUCGGCUUAUAGAAUAAAUAAUGUUAAGAUUGAUAUAAAAUACUUAAGUCAGGUUCCAAUAAAAGAAAAACAAACUCUACAACAGACUUCUACAAUCAAUGAUAAAAAUUUAACAGAAUCGAAGUAUCCUGAAUAUGAAAUAAUCUAUAGAUUUUCUUAUAUAAAAUAUAUAAGUUUUUAUCAUAUAUCUAAACGAAAUAUGUUAAUAGGCAGUGGUGUAAUAAUACCACUAAUGCUUUUAUUAUCUCAAGGAAGCAUAAUAUCUGAGGUAUCUGCUACUUUUAUAUCAAUUAUUGUAAGUGGAUUUACAUUGUCACUGUACUUGACUGGAACACUUUUUACCAAUCAAAUUGGUAUUAUAUAUUUUAAAGAUAAUGAAUCUAUAAAAAUUGCAUAUGUGAAUAAAUGGGGCAAAAGGAUAGACGUAGACACUUCGAUUAAUGAAAUUAAACCACUUCAAAGCAUUUCUUCUCCAAUAGGAAAUAAAUAUUUUAAAAAUGUAUAUAUUAAAUCACUUAAAUAUCCACUCAAACUAUAUGUACACUUCAAUACAAUUAAUAAUAAAGAACAACUAGUGAACAUAUUAGGUGAUUAUGAAUAAUAUCUAUAUAUUUAGACUUUAAAUUUAAUGAUUUAAUGUACAUAUUAUAAUAUCCAAAUAUAUUUAAUUAAACAAAA
Messenger RNA from Vespa crabro (European hornet), 868 nucleotides. RefSeq lists its product as uncharacterized. Gene Ontology annotation, cellular component: mitochondrion. NCBI's taxonomy places the organism in Eukaryota, Metazoa, Arthropoda, Insecta, Hymenoptera, Vespidae. Bases 156 to 791 code for a protein of 211 amino acids. The record is from RefSeq and is a predicted model, not a curated record. The transcript has 2 exons.